Molecule: messenger RNA, 2272 nt
Organism: Bombina bombina (fire-bellied toad)
Lineage: Eukaryota; Metazoa; Chordata; Amphibia; Anura; Bombinatoridae
Gene: ARG2
Product: arginase 2
Exons: 8
Coding region: 109-1176 (355 amino acids)
Cellular component (GO): cytoplasm; mitochondrion
Molecular function (GO): arginase activity; manganese ion binding
Source: RefSeq, a predicted model, not a curated record
CUAAUCUAGACUGGUGAUAACGAUCCCUGCGCCUACAGCAUCCUCAGCCCGCCAGUACUGACAUCAGCACAGCCAGGCACCAUCACAUUAAUAAGCCUUACCAUUAACAUGUCCAUCAGGAGCAAUUUUGUCAGGCUACUGAAAAAGCAGAUCAGUGGCAUCAACCUGCAGAAGAAAUGUACUGACUCAGUGGCAGUAAUUGGAGCUCCAUUCUCUAAAGGCCAGAAAAGAAGAGGUGUGGAGCACGGACCAGCAGCCAUAAGAAACGCUGGGCUUAUUGACAGACUUUCUAGCCUAGGUUGUGAUGUAUAUGACUUUGGGGAUCUAAGCUUUGCCAAAGUACCUAAUGAUGAAGUAUACAACAACGUUAAACAUCCCCGUACGGUUGGACUUGCUUGUCAAGUGUUGGCUGAUGCAGUUAGCAGAGCAGUUGGAACUGGACACACCUGUAUAACACUGGGAGGAGAUCACAGCCUAGCCCUGGGGUCCAUCAGUGGCCAUGCACAACAAUGCCCAGACCUGUGUGUAAUUUGGGUGGAUGCACACGCCGAUAUAAACACUCCCCUGACUACUCCAUCAGGAAACCUCCAUGGGCAGCCAGUGUCCUUCCUCCUGAGGGAGCUUCAGGAUAAGGUACCACCAAUUCCUGGAUUUUCCUGGACCAAACCCUGCCUCUCCAGGUCUGAUAUUGUUUACAUCGGUUUGAGAGAUAUUGAUCCAGCUGAACAUUUUAUUCUGAAAAAUUACGGCAUCUCCUACUUUUCCAUGAGACAUAUUGACUGUAUGGGGAUUCAGAAAGUUAUGGAGAGGGCACUUGACCAGCUGGUUGGAAGGAGACAGAGGCCAAUUCAUCUCAGCUUUGAUAUUGAUGCUUUUGACCCUACAUUGGCACCAGCAACUGGUACUCCUGUCAUAGGAGGGUUAACGUACAGAGAAGGUGUAUACAUUACAGAAGAAAUUCAUAACACAGGACUUCUGUCUGCCAUGGAUCUUGUAGAAGUCAAUCCAGUUCUUGCAACAAACACUGAAGAAGUGAAAGCAACCGCCAGCUUAGCCGUAGACGUCAUUGCUUUCUCCCUUGGUCAGACGCGGGAAGGUGCUCACAAUAUCAUAGAUGAGUUACCCACACCCAGCAUAUCAUACGAGUCAGACAAUGAAGAACAAGUGAGGAUAUGAAUCUGGACAACAAACCUCCUGUUGUGCAUUCCAGAACUCUGAAGUAGCACUUAAGGAUUGAUACAGAGGAGAAAACAGUCGCUGUUUUGUUUUUGAUUUAUCUGCGUUCUUGAGUGUUUUUGACCAAUGACUAUCAGCGAUAAGGAGUAAUAAUAAUGGUGAAAGUACAAUUUUAAAAAAACAAAACAAAAAAAACAAACAAAUAUUUGUUUGGUAUGGAAUGAAUGAAUGGUUAAUUUGAAUUUAACCAAAUAUACACUGGCAGUUAUUUUUUUGUGUGAUAUUUCUGUAAUCUUUGGAUUCCAUGGUAAGCUGGAGGUCACAUAACCGCUUCUUGCUAAUAAUUAGAAGGGGAAGUAUUGAGAACUGAAACUUUUCAUAAUUUAAAAAUCGUAAAGGGACACAUACAUUAGUAGUAUAAGACUGCUCACAAAUACAAUGAGUAAAUAAUAGCGCGUUUAUACACUUGUAAUGUGUUUCUGAGCUUUAUAAAGAAACAUAAUUGCCUAAUUAUGAUUUAAUUGGAGAUUAGUUACUUCUUAUACAUACAUACACACAUAUAUGCGAUCAACAAAAAUAUAAACAUUUGAGUUAAUUUUUAUAUCUUUAAUUUAAAAAACAGCAGCACUUAACAGUCUAUGGCUCAUGCAGCCCAACUACGAUUAAUAAUCUCAUGGUUAUGAGAGAAGUAAAUUUGUGAAAUACAGAAACACAUUCUAAGGAAAUAAAAACAAUACUUUGAUUGUGUCAUAGUGCAAUAAAAAUGAAUUUUGGUGCUCACAGCUCAUUUCUGUCCUGCUGUAUAUAAAGGUGCAAUCUUGAAGAAUCACUAUGGCAUUUACCACCUUUAUGAAGAUCAACUCUGCAAUAGGUCAGGAUUUUUAAUGUAUUCAUAUUUUUGUAAUACACAAAGGCAGUGUGAUUUUUGUCCGCUCAACUUGGGUGCAGAUAAGUCACUCAAUGUAUAUUAGUCUUAAAGGCAUUUAAAUGGUUAACAAUGUUAACCAUAUACUUCUGUUUAGUACUGUUAACUUUAGUUUCAUUUUAUAGCUUUGGUUAAAACCAAAAUAAUAAUAAACAUGUUUAAAAAACAAAA